Messenger RNA from Cynara cardunculus var. scolymus (artichoke), 3226 nucleotides. Its product is annotated as eukaryotic peptide chain release factor subunit 1-3. The record is from RefSeq and is a predicted model, not a curated record. Gene Ontology annotation, biological process: cytoplasmic translational termination. NCBI's taxonomy places the organism in Eukaryota, Viridiplantae, Streptophyta, Magnoliopsida, Asterales, Asteraceae. Gene Ontology annotation, molecular function: translation release factor activity, codon specific; sequence-specific mRNA binding. The coding region runs from base 1487 to 2797 and encodes 436 amino acids. Gene Ontology annotation, cellular component: translation release factor complex; cytosol. The transcript is spliced from 4 exons.
GAUCGCAUGAAAUUCAAGGAUCAUAUGCAAUAGAUUUAUAUCGUUCUUAAUCUGAAAUUUAGGUUUGUUGAUUUAACUUGCUGAUUAUGUUUGCCUGCAUGAUACGUUUCUCUUUCGUGUUCGCUAUAAUAUAUUAUGCAUAUUGAUCAACGAUCGUUAGAAAGCAAAGAAAAUCUAUGCGCCUUCUGAUUUACCUGCUUUAUGGAUUCAAUUUGUUGAUCAGUUAGAUAUGGCCUUUGUAAUUAUUUAAUGUAUUCCGAUCUUGUGAUUUUUUUCUUCUUUUUUGUUAUGUUGAUUCGUACAGCAAUCCGACAAAAAUCCUUUUUGUUUUCUGGAAUUUCAAACCAGUUUUUCAAUUAUAAAAAUUUGUGCUGAAGAAUAACAUAUUUAGUUUUGCAACUCCAGAAGGUUUUUGUUUAAUCAACUGCUUAGCUUGAUUGGCCGAUCCAUUCUCGAAGUGGUAAUAUCAUGCAGCUUGUGGAUUUGAGGUUUCCUUUUCGGUUGUUCAUAAAAAUAUUUAUUUUGAAAUAAUCUGAAAGUCCUUGAUUUUUUUGGCUUGAAAACAGAACAACUUUUUUAAUCGAUCAUACCAUUACCAACCAUAACUUGUUAAAUACACGAAAAUCGAAUAGGGGUGGUUUUUGUGACAAAGGAGUGUUUUGUAGUUGGUAAAUAGGCUUAGUUGAUUAUUCGGGUGUCCUUAUAAGUGGCUUUUAUGAUGAAUACCUCAAAUGACAACUUCUCUGGUGUUGGAGUGGUACCGAGGAAUAUUAGUUAUUAACAGCAAGAAAAGCUUCCGUGUUCUUGUCUUAGAGAUUUAACUGAGUGUGCAUAGGACGAACAGACGAAUAUUUGUUUUCAACCGUCAAGUGAACAUCUGGUUGUUAUGUAAUGUUGAAGAAGACCUCCUAAAACAUUUCAUAUUGGAUAAAGCUUAUAUUGUUUAAGGAUUUGGUUUUAGGUGUUAUUAUGCAGUUUGUAGUUCCAGUUAUGCUGGUAGAAUUUGACCCGUUAAGAUGACUCUUUGGUCCACCAAAAUCAUAUGAAUUGAAUCAGUGCCAAACAACAUUAGAGAAUCCUGGAAAAUUAGGGAUGACUCAAUUCUCUAGAAUUGGUUAAGUUCCGGCAAAUAUUAAUUUAAUUGGGUGUUCCUCUUUUGGUUUCUAUGAUGUAUUAUUAUGUUAAAGCUGCGAGGAAUCAUGUUCUUAUAUAAGAAAGUUUGUGGCAGAUAAAGCAUCGUCUUUAAUGGAUUCCAUGCCUGGAAGCCAUUUCAGUUCAUUAAGUGAAGCUAGUCUUACCACAUUUGAGAUGUAAUAAGAACUAGGGUAAAUCAGGUUCCGCGUCCACCUGCAAGGUGAUUUUAUGAUAAUUGCAUGUAUCAUACUGUAAGAAUUGUGAAUGCGGAGAUCAAGAUGAAAUAAAAUAAUCGGGGGAGGCCGAAAGUCAUGGUAGUUUUCUUAUUGGUACAACAGUCCAUCAUCCCAAGAUGGCAGAUGCUCAUGAUACUGACAAGAACAUUGAGAUUUGGAAGAUUAAGAAGCUUAUCAAGGCACUGGAAGCUGCUCGAGGCAAUGGAACUAGCAUGAUUUCUCUCAUUAUGCCUCCACGUGAUCAAGUAUCUCGGGUGACAAAAAUGCUUGGAGAUGAAUUUGGAACCGCUUCAAACAUAAAGAGCAGAGUGAAUCGUCAGUCAGUUUUGGGUGCAAUAACAUCUGCCCAGCAAAGGCUCAAACUCUACAACAAGGUUCCUCCAAACGGGCUUGUGCUUUACACUGGAACCAUUGUUACUGAAGACGGGAAGGAAAAGAAGGUUACAAUUGAUUUUGAGCCCUUCCGACCCAUUAAUGCGUCCUUGUAUCUUUGUGAUAACAAAUUCCAUACAGAAGCUCUGAAUGAACUACUAGAGUCUGAUGAAAAGUUUGGUUUUAUAGUCAUGGAUGGGAAUGGAACGCUGUUUGGAACAUUGAGUGGUAAUACUAGGGAGGUACUUCACAAGUUCAGUGUUGAUCUCCCAAAGAAGCAUGGAAGAGGAGGACAAUCUGCAUUGCGAUUUGCUCGUUUGCGAAUGGAGAAGAGGCACAACUAUGUCAGGAAGACUGCAGAGCUCGCAACACAGUUCUUUAUCAAUCCUGCAACUAGCCAGCCAAAUGUUUCAGGACUCAUACUAGCAGGAUCCGCAGACUUCAAAACGGAACUUAGUCAAUCAGAUAUGUUUGAUCCCCGUCUUCAGGCAAAAAUCUUAAAUAUCGUAGAUGUUUCUUAUGGAGGUGAGAAUGGAUUUAAUCAGGCUAUAGAGUUGUCGGCUGAGAUCCUUGCAAAUGUUAAGUUUAUACAGGAGAAGCGGUUGAUAGGCAAGUACUUUGAGGAGAUCAGUCAGGACACUGGGAAGUAUGUUUUUGGUGUGGACGACACCAUGAAGGCUCUUGAGAUGGGUGCUGUUGAAACGCUCAUCGUGUGGGAAAAUCUGGACAUCAACAGGUAUAUUCUUAAAAAUAACAUAUCAGGUGAGGUGAUCAUAAAGCACUUGAAUAGAGAGCAAGAAGUUGAUCAAAAGAACUUCAGGGAUUCAACCACCAAUGCAGAGUUGGAAGUUCAGGAAAAGAUGUCUUUGCUCGAGUGGUUUGCUAAUGAGUACAGGAAGUUUGGUUGCACACUUCAGUUUGUCACCAACAGAUCACAAGAGGGAUCUCAGUUUUGCAGAGGUUUCGGUGGAAUUGGGGGAAUCCUUCGUUAUCAGCUUGAUAUGCGAGCAUUCGAUGAACUCUCUGAUGAUGAUAUCUAUGAAGAUUCUGAAUAGCAAUCAAUCAACAUUUACACGCCGGUGCAGGGGAAUGCCACAAAAUCCCUGCAUCGGGCGGGGGCUCUCGCACAUGCAUCAGCUGCUCCUCUGUUGUUAACUGUUCAUGGAUCUUGCUUUGAGGGCGUUGGAGAAAGCAUUUCUCCAAGUGGAAGAAGUGGCAGCGAAUCUGGUUAUUCUGUAUGGAAGUGCAGAGCUCAACAAAUGACUUGUCUGAAUGAAGAAGGCAUGGAGAAGAUGUGUCUGAAAGCCUUCUAGAUUUGCUUAUGAAGAAGCAGCCUUUCUUUGGCUAAUAAUAUGUUAUGAUAUUUUAUAUGUAUCGUCUUAAUUCUGCUAAUAAAUCGCUGCAUGAGCAUCAUAUCAUGUAGACGUUGUACUACUUGAUUACAAUCCUAUGUUUCCUUGACAAUGGUAAAGACUGGUUAUAUA